Molecule: messenger RNA, 294 nt
Organism: Guillardia theta CCMP2712
Lineage: Eukaryota; Cryptophyceae; Pyrenomonadales; Geminigeraceae
Exons: 4
Coding region: 1-294 (97 amino acids)
Source: RefSeq, a predicted model, not a curated record
AUGAUGGUGCGAGGACUGUACAGCGGGUGCGGGCUGGAGGAGGCGUGCGAGGUGAAGGUGUGGAUCUACACGUGCGGGGGAACAUACCGGGGGAAGGAAGAAGCGUCGCAUAUGUGGACGCUGGUGGGGAGCAGCGAGAGCUUCCGCAUGCCGCCAGCGGACUGCGAGGCGGGGGAGCUGGAGGACUACGCAGAGCUGCCGCUGGAUGAGCCGAUCCAUCUGAUCCCAUCAGAGGUGUACGGAGCGUUUGCGGGAGGGGUUGUGUACUCGACGAGCAAUGAUGAUCUCUUUUGA